AUGAAGCGCUUCUAUCACGAGACUCGGUCACCUGACAGGCUUCGCCGCACACUCGGUGUGUCUGAGGUAGAUCCGGCUGCUGUUGAAGAUGUCGGAGGAGAGGGACCCCGCAGCGCUGGAGGCGGAGGACGAUCUGUUCGUCAGCGCGAUGGAGUCUCCAGAAGCGGCUCGUCUGUCUGCAGAAGACAUCAGCCCCAGCUCUAACGGACCCAAGGCCGAGCCCGUGCUGCUGGACGACGACCCCGACGACCCCGACGACCUCUUCGCUGAGAUCGAUGAAGAUGAAGAGGAAAGCAGGGACACGUUUGACAUCCAGAUCUCGGUUUCUGACCCUGAGAAAGUUGGUGACGGCAUGAAUGCGUACAUGGUCUAUAAAGUGUUGACCAAAACCAGUCUGUCUAUAUUCAGCAGAGACGAGGUCUGCGUCAAGAGGCGCUUCAGUGAUUUUCUGGGUUUGCACAGUAAAUUAGCCUCCAAGUACAUGCACAUGGGCUACAUCGUUCCUCCUGCGCCUGAGAAGAGCAUUGUGGGAAUGACGAAGGUCAAAGUGGGGAAAGAGGAUCUGUCAUCAGUGGAGUUUGUAGAGAAGAGAAGAUCUGCUUUGGAAAGGUAUCUGCUGAGGACCGUUAAACACCCAGCGCUGCUCAAAGACCCCGAUGUCCUGCAGUUUCUGGAGAGUUCAGAGCUGCCGCGAGCGGUUAGCACACAGGCGCUGAGUGGGGCCGGAAUAUUGAGGAUGGUAAACAAAGCGGCCGACGCUGUCAACAAAAUGACAAUCAAGAUGAAUGAAUCGGAUGCGUGGUUUGAGGAGAAACAGCAGCAGUUUGACAAUCUGGACGUUCAGCUCAGAAAACUUCACGCUAGUGUGGAAUCACUGGUGUGUCACAGGAGGGAGUUGUCUGUGAACACGGCGUCGUUCGCUAAAAGCGCAGCUAUGCUGGGAAACUCGGAGGAUCACACGGCGCUGUCGCGAGCUCUGUCCCAGCUGGCCGAGGUGGAGGAGAAGAUCGACCAGCUGCAUCAGGAUCAGGCCUGCGCUGAUUUCUACCUGAUCUCAGAGCUGCUGGGAGACUAUGUGCGGCUCAUCACCGCCGUUAAAGGCGUGUUUGACCAGCGGAUGAAAACAUGGGCCAAAUGCCAGGAUGCUCAGGUGAUGCUGCAGCGCAAGAGAGAAGCCGAAGCCAAACUACAGCACGCCAACAAACCCGACAAACUGCAGCAGGCCAAAGACGAGAUCAGAGAGUGGGAAGGUAAAGUGCAGCAGGGUGAAAGAGAUUUUGAGCAGAUAUCCAAAAACAUCCGUCGAGAGGUUGGACGAUUCGAGAAAGACCGAGUGAAAGAUUUCAGAGUCGUCAUCAUUAAAUAUCUGGAGUCACUAGUUCACACACAGCAGCAGCUGAUAAAAUACUGGGAGGCGUUCUUACCUGAAGCCAAAGCGAUCGCGUAAUUCAUCAAAUCCGUCUCUCUCUAUUCCGCAGUAUGAUCAUGCAAGAAAAAGCUGCACAGACUUAAUGAUAA
This is a messenger RNA of Sinocyclocheilus grahami, 1518 nucleotides long. Its product is annotated as sorting nexin-2. The record is from RefSeq and is a predicted model, not a curated record. The transcript is spliced from 15 exons. Gene Ontology annotation, molecular function: phosphatidylinositol binding. Gene Ontology annotation, biological process: early endosome to Golgi transport. The coding region runs from base 89 to 1447 and encodes 452 amino acids. Gene Ontology annotation, cellular component: endosome membrane; endosome. Lineage: Eukaryota; Metazoa; Chordata; Actinopteri; Cypriniformes; Cyprinidae.